This is a messenger RNA of Brachypodium distachyon (stiff brome), 2280 nucleotides long. Its product is annotated as probable WRKY transcription factor 61. Gene Ontology annotation, molecular function: sequence-specific DNA binding; DNA-binding transcription factor activity. Gene Ontology annotation, biological process: regulation of DNA-templated transcription. NCBI's taxonomy places the organism in Eukaryota, Viridiplantae, Streptophyta, Magnoliopsida, Poales, Poaceae. The record is from RefSeq and is a predicted model, not a curated record. Bases 331 to 2118 code for a protein of 595 amino acids. The transcript is spliced from 5 exons.
AACCUACCUGCGUAGGUAAUGAGAUGAGAGCACAGGGUUUACGGCUCAUAAUUAUUAUUAACAAUAUUAUUAUAUUAUGCCCAAUUAGUCCAAAGAGGAGAUGGAAGAAGAUCGGCCGUAUUGCUGGUCUUUGGUCUGCCUUUAUAAGACAUACGCUAGCCCGUGCAAGGACGACUGAGAGGGAGAGGCAGAACUGAAGAGAAAAGGGUUGGCAAGUCGAUAUCUAGCUAGCUAGCUUAGCUAGGGAAAGAGUUUGCCUUUCUCCAGCCGAAUUAAGAGAUCGAGCUAGCUAUAGCUAUAGCUGGUUUUCUGUCAAACGGCCAGGGGAAGAUGAUCAAGGGAGAGACCUGGCGGCAGCUUGGCAACCAUGAAGACCGGUUGAAAGGCGAGAUGAAAGAUGACCAUCGAGUCUCAGAUGACAGUUUUUUCAAGACAUUACAAAACCAAUCAAGCACAACAAAAGAGGUUCAACAUGACAGGCUUGCAUCCACAAGGGCAGAGAUGGGUGAAGUGAGGCAAGAGAACGAGAGGCUCAAGACGAUGCUAUCUCGCAUCAUAGAGGACCAUCGAUCUCUUCAAAAGCACUUCAACGACGUUCUGCAGCAAGGACGAGAGAAGAAGCUCGCCGGUCGAUCGCCCGCUGACGUCGAGGAGACCGAACUCGUCUCGCUGAGCCUCGGCACGAGCACGAGCACGAGCAGCAGGUGGUACACCACGGAAGAGAAGAGCAGUACCAUUGCAGAAGGCCAAGGCAGACAACUAGGCCUUCUGAAGAUUAGACAAGGAGCUGCAGGCAUCUCCCUUGGCCUGUCAGCAGGCUCCCAAUUAUCUGGUGCAACUGAUCAGAAGGUGCCCCGGCCGGAUGUGCUGCUGAGCUUGAGCCCUGAAGGCAGCUCUGAGGAGACAGCCAAGGAUGCCGACGACACAACGGCGUCGAUGGAACAGUGGCCUGCGCCGAGCCAAACGGCCAAGAGCUCGAGGAGUGGGGCCGGCACCGGCGGCACGGAAACCGAGGAUGAGGUAGCCCCACAGGCGCCAAUGGUCAAGAAGGCCAGGGUCUCAGUGAGGGCAAGGUGUGACGCACCAACGAUGAAUGAUGGGUGCCAGUGGAGGAAGUAUGGUCAGAAGAUAUCCAAGGGGAACCCGUGCCCGCGCGCCUACUACCGGUGCACCGUCGCAGCAGGAUGCCCAGUUAGGAAGCAGGUGCAGAGAUGCGCGGAGGACAUGUCGAUCCUGAUCAGCACGUACGAGGGGAGGCACAAUCACCCGCUGUCCGCCUCCGCCUCCGCCAUGGCCUCCACCACCUCCGCCGCCGCCUCCAUGCUCCUCUCCGGAAGCUCCUCUUCCUCCCCCGGCCUAUUAUUCCCCUCCCCCAGCCUCAGCUUCGGCGGCCUCCCGGCGACGUCCAUCACCGCCGCCCCAUCCGCCUCGUCUCACCCCACCAUCACCCUCGACCUCACCUCGCCGCCAACACCGGCCACCGCCUCUCACUCUCACUCGCCCUUCUCCUUCAGCAGCAGCAGAUUCUCCUCCAGCUUAUUAUUCAACGGCAGCGGUGGCAGUUCUAGGUACCCUCCGUCGACGAGCUUCUCCUUCUCCGGCUCCGGUUCCACCAACGCUACUACUACCGCGGCAUGGCCGGCCACGGGCGGGUACUUGAGCUACGGGCAAUCACCGCCGUCGUUGUCAGGAUCCUCGUCCUACAACAACGCCGGCAAUGGCAAUGGCAUCGUUGUCCAAGGAAGGCAAUUGCAGUUGCAGCAGCAAGGCGGCUCAACGUCAGCGGCACUGUACCAGCAGCAGCGGCUGGCAGUGGUGCCGCCGCAGGUGGACACGAUCGCGAAGGUGAUCACGUCGGACCCAGGGUUCCACACGGCGCUCGCAGCUGCCAUCACGUCGUACGUCGGCACUACUAAGCCGGCGGUGACGCCACCGACGGGAGGAGGAGGGCUCGAGUGGGGGGAGCACCUCGGGCUGGGGCCGGCAUCAGCAUCGGCGGUGGAGAGCGGGAAGGCGCCCUUCUUGCAGCCGUCGCGGGCAUUGUCAGGCUCGACGAGUGGCACUGCUUCCAUGUCUCCGGUGAAGAACAGGGAGCACACAUUAGCUGAAGGUUUAUGAAUGGAUUUUUAGUGCUGGAGUUUGAUCAUUUAAUUGGUGGUGCAGAUGUAUAUAUGAUCCCAUAUAUGUAUAUCCUAACCGUAGCAUAAAGAUGUGUUGAUUACAUUGAUCAUCCAGUGUAAACAUGCAAAGCAGAUAAUUUAACAUUUUGAGUUUUGUGGA